Nilaparvata lugens (brown planthopper) is the source of this 2551-nucleotide messenger RNA. RefSeq names its product putative fatty acyl-CoA reductase CG5065. Gene Ontology annotation, molecular function: alcohol-forming very long-chain fatty acyl-CoA reductase (NADP+) activity. Gene Ontology annotation, biological process: long-chain fatty-acyl-CoA metabolic process. The record is from RefSeq and is a predicted model, not a curated record. Gene Ontology annotation, cellular component: peroxisome. The transcript is spliced from 10 exons. Lineage: Eukaryota; Metazoa; Arthropoda; Insecta; Hemiptera; Delphacidae. Bases 301 to 1869 code for a protein of 522 amino acids.
GUCGUGAUUGUCCGUCAGUUCUUCACCGAUUCUCAGACCGGCAACUAGUUGUUGUUUUAUAUCUCUUCUCCUUGUCUUGACAUUCCACUCGUGUUCAGUAUUCUAUUAAAACUCAAACUGAAAUUAAAGUAAGUGUUCUUAAAUUUUAACCAAAUCACGGUCAUCGUUAUAAAGUGUCAAUAAAUCAUCAAACUGGUAGUGAUAGUUAAACGUUACCAAUAGUUGCCUAGUGAUAAUUCAAGAGAGAUUGGAAAACCUUCAUCACGGACAUUUGGACUUAUCUGCUGCUCUUCUGAUAAGAUGGCCGAAAAUGCUGGCUCAGCUAUCGCCGAAUUCUACAAGGGUCGGUCAGUGUUGAUCACAGGGGCGACUGGCUUCAUGGGUAAGGUGCUCGUCGAGAAACUGCUAUUUGGAUGUCCAGAUCUGAACAGAAUCUACGUCCUCAUCCGAAGCAAACGGGGUCUCCCCCCUGCUCUCAGACUGGAGGAGAUGUUCAAAGCACCAUUGUUUGAUCGUCUCCGCGUUGGCCACCCGGAGAGGUUCUCGAAAGUGACAGCAGUGGAGGGUGACGUCUGCCUGGCCGACCUGGGCGUAUCAGCCUCCAGCCGGGCCACCCUGGUGACGCAGGUCUCUGUCGUCUUCCACUGCGCCGCCUCCCUGAGACUGGAGGCCGGCCUCAAGGAGCUAGUCAACGCCAAUCUGGAAGGGACAAACCGCGUUCUCCAGUUGUGUUCCCAGCUUCAACACAUCAAGAUGAUGCUGCACCUAUCGACGGCUUUCUGUCAUGUGGACGUGGUGGAGAUGGAGGAACGGGUCUAUAGCAGUGACAUAAACCCUCAUGACGUCAUCAACCUGACCAAAUGGAUGGACGGCCAGUCAAUGGAUCAAGUCACACAGAGGUUGAUCAGCCCUCACCCCAACUGCUAUACGUACACAAAGCGGCUGUCAGAGACACUAGUGGAUCAGAGUAGAAAACAAAUACCAGUCGCCAUAGCCAGGCCGUCAAUUGUUACGCCAUCAAUAGAAGAGCCCAUGCCUGGAUGGGUGGACAACCUGAACGGACCAAUGGGAUUGCUCGUCGGGGGCGGGAAAGGUGUCAUCCGAACCAUGCACUGUCGAGGAGAGCUUUGCGCUCAAGUCAUUCCUGUCGACAAAGCUAUCAACGCUAUUAUAUCUUUUGUACCAACAGCCGUUGCUAUUUAUGACAAAAACAGGAACGCGGACACGCCAGUCCUGAACAUCACGCAGGAAGGCUUUGUGGACCCGGUGACUUGGUCGGAGGUGCUGGAUAAGGGCAAAUCGCUGUGCUGGAACCAUCCGUUCGAAAUGAUGCUGUGGUACCCGAACGGCAGCAUUCACUCCAGCUAUGCACUGCACUACCUCUGUGCCCUGCUAUUCCAUUGGCUGCCGGCUUACUUCAUUGAUAUCUUGAUGCUUGUCUUCCAACAGAAAACUUUUAUGGUGCGCAUACAGACGCGGAUCCAAGAAGGCCUCCGAGUGCUGCAGUACUUCACGACCAAAGAAUGGAAAUUCCACAACCGAAAUCUGCACAAAUUGCACAAAUCCAUGUCGGGCGUGGACAGGGCGGUCUUCCCGAUCGGCGCACCGGCCGAUUUCCAACUGGAAACCUAUCUGAGAGACUGCAUUCUGGGUGCCAGACUGUACCUGAUGAAGGAGAACCCGGCUACACUCCCGAGGCAACGAUGGGUCAUCAGAGGGUUAUACGUGCUCGAUCGCCUCGUCACCAUGCUAUUCUACCUGUUUAUCAUGAGAAUUAUCUACAAUAACUCUCAUUAUGUGCAGAGAUUCUUCAACAGUUCGACCACAGGAGCUGUUUCACUCACUCCGUUCAAUACCAGAAUAAAAUGAUGUAGAAUACAGUUCUACUAGGUCUACCACCUAUUGUGAGGUCCUCGUUAUAAUGGCAGUGUUCGAUCAGCAAUGGUAUUGCUAUCCUUGACUAUCAUUCAACACAGCGUAUAGCGCUUUCUCUUUUGCCUGUUGCCGGAUCGUUUUCAACAAUGUAGAAUCAAUAAUUAAUUAACAAAAUAUUUCUUUCAAUUGAAAUAAUAAUGAUAAAUUCAUUUAUUCUCCUAAUUAUUGAUACAUUACACAUAAUAAGAAAUUAAGAAAAGUAGAGUAUGUCUCAACAAUAUUGCAUAUUAUGAAAAAUAAAGAUAAUAAAAUUAUACAAUUACACGUUGUACAAGGAACUCACAAUAACUCAUUUACAUGAAUAGAAGAAUGGAUAAUUUCAAGUAUCCCGAGGACUGAAAGUCCUGUUUGGGGCACCAUCAUAUUCAUUAUGAAAUUAUUGAGAUAUAUUAUUUCUUGCUUGAUGAAAUAUAAUUGAGUAUUUUAAACGAGAAUGAACACUCAAAAAUCACAUCAAUAAACCCUUUAUCAGCUACCGUUUAUAGAUGGCAUUGACGAGACAGAGGAUCGACAGCGUUGUUCUUCUAUCUUUCUGCACUGUCAUUGUAACAUGGACCUCCCCACUAUAGUUUUCUGAAAUGUUUCAAAGUUUAAAAUAAUGUUUUAAAUAAAAAAG